Molecule: messenger RNA, 528 nt
Organism: Adineta ricciae
Lineage: Eukaryota; Metazoa; Rotifera; Eurotatoria; Adinetida; Adinetidae
Source: the annotation of a GenBank genome assembly
AUGUCUGGUUCAAGUCGAUUGAAUAAAGCCCUAUGGACAAAUCUAACCCGAUUGAAAUUGCUAACCAAACCAGAUGCUGCUAUCAAAUUCGUGUUGGAAAAAUCUCCAUUUAAUGAAGAUGAUGACGAAGAACCACUACCGCUUGAAAGAGACGAAUAUUGCAUCGUUGGUCGAAUUUAUCCAAACUCCGACAUUUACAAAGAAGGAGCCUAUCGCAUUCAGCUAAAAUUAACAUCUAAAUAUCCCAGCGAACCCCCAGAGGUUCGUUUCCUGACGCCUAUAUAUCACCCGAAUGUUCAUCCUAAUGGUACAUUCUGUAGUCAUUUAUUGAGUAAUGCUUCGCGAUGGAAACUAAACCGUGAAACCACAUUAGAAGAUCUGAUGAAACUCAUUGCUAGACUUCUUGAUGAGCCUGAUGCGGACUAUGCUAUUAGUUAUGAUCGAAGUGAAGAAUACUUAAAGAAUAGAGAGGAAUUUAAGAACAAAGCAAUGGAGAUGGCCAAAAAACACGCGCUGCCACGAAACUAA